Molecule: messenger RNA, 605 nt
Organism: Paramecium sonneborni
Lineage: Eukaryota; Ciliophora; Oligohymenophorea; Peniculida; Parameciidae
Source: the annotation of a GenBank genome assembly
AUCAUUGAAUAUGAUUUAGCUAUUUAGAUUCUGCUCAGGCAAGAUAACAUCAUCAUUUCCAAAAUUAUCUUUCAAAGUGAAAGAUUUUUCAAUUUUUAAAGGAGAAAAACCACCUGCCUUAAAAACUGAUGAUAUUAAGACAUUAUUAAAGAUGCACUAAUUGGGUGCCACAUGGAAAUUAGUACAUACAAUUAUAUUAUUAAUAGCAAGAUGAUAAUUCACUUUAUAAGGAAGUCAAAUUUUCAAAUUUCAAAGAAGCAUUCUCAUUCAUGACUUAGGUAGCAAUAUUCAGUGAAUAAAUCAAUCGUAAUUAUUUUUAUAUAAAAUAGAUCAUCCUGAAUGGGAGAACCUAUUUAAUACUAUAAAGAUAAAGCUAAUCACUGAUGAAGUGAAUAAUAUUACAGUUAAGGACAUAUUCUUAGCAUAUGCUAUAGUAAAUAAAUAUAUAAUAUCAUAGGAUAAUAUUGCUAUGAAUGUGCAAGUCAAAUCAGCAGAAUCAACUAAUGACACAAGAAUUUUAGAAAUAGCAAAAAUAGCUGAAGCAUGGAAUUUUAAUUUCGAUUAGUUUCAUCGUAUGAUUGAGACUGAUUCUAAAUAAAUAUGAA